This is a messenger RNA of Orycteropus afer afer, 789 nucleotides long. RefSeq names its product occludin/ELL domain containing 1 (gene OCEL1). Gene Ontology annotation, cellular component: bicellular tight junction; cytoplasmic vesicle; apical plasma membrane. Gene Ontology annotation, biological process: bicellular tight junction assembly. NCBI's taxonomy places the organism in Eukaryota, Metazoa, Chordata, Mammalia, Tubulidentata, Orycteropodidae. The record is from RefSeq and is a predicted model, not a curated record.
AUGCACAACAGGAACGGCAGGGGUUCUCCAGAAGCCUACCCAGGCUCGGAGUCCCGGACGCUGGGACAGGCCGCCCUCCGACCACUCCCGCCACGUGCGGGCCAAGACACCACCCGCAGAAACCACCCGCUCGCCCGGGGACCCCUGAACAGCGCCACCCAGAGGCCUAUGCCUACCUGGAAGACUCCCGAGACCCGUGGCUCCCGGGGAAACCCCCAGCGUCGUCCACCUGGCCCUGGGCCUCCUCGACAGGACCUCCGAGAUCUGGAAGCCAGUUCGCCAUACAAUCUGUGCCAACUUCAGUCUCGAGCCCACAGGAUGAGACCUAAGAAAAUUGUGUUUGAGGAUGAGCUGCCCCCCAACGCCCUCCUGAGAACCAGGAAGCCUAUUGGCGCCACCUCUAGGGUAUACACGCCUAGGCCCCAUCCAGUGCCUGACUAUGAGCUUAAGUACCCACCAGUGAGCAGUGAGAGGGAGCGAAGCCGCUACGUGGCUGUGUUCCAGGACCAGUACUCUGAGUUCUUGGAGCUACGCCAGAAGGUGGCCUCUGCACAGGCAAAACUACAGCAGCUGAAGACCUUGCUGAGUUCACUGCCCCCGCCCCACAGCCAGAAGGAGGCCCGUGUCACUGCCCACGUCUGGAGGGAAUUUGAGAAGAAGCAGAUGGACCCCAGCUUUCUGGAAAAGCAGGCUCGCUAUCACUACCUGAAGGGCAAACUGAGGCACCUCAAGACCCAGAUCCAGAAAUUCGAUGACCAAGAGGACAGCAAGGGUUCUGUGUACUUCUGA